UUUAUAACACGCAGCCAAUAAAGGAACUUUUACCGGCAUUUAAAAAACCUCAGAAAUAUGCCUUCUAGUCAUGAAGAAAUCUGAUGUAAGAAAGUAUCAGCUGGCUUGCUAGUUUCCGUAAUUCAUGGGAGCAUCUGUCGGAUACUCUUGUUGAGAACCUUACUAACAUUAAUCAGUGAAAUCAUAUAAAGUCGCUAGAAUCUCCUCAUUCUUGAUUUCCUCUUUCACUUCUCAAUCAUCCCAAUUUAAUUCUCAUUUCUUUUCUUUUGUCUUUCUUAAGAAACUCUAUUAAAACCACAAAAAUGCAGUUUAUUUCAACUUCUCUCAUUGCCAUUAUGGCCGCUGCUAUCACUGCCGCCCCCACUCCAAAUGCUCAAGAAGCUUCCGCAACUGCCGCAACCCAGCUAAUCGACUUGUGGGUUGACAAAGACUUCCUUGGACUCAAAUUUACUGGAUCUUCGACUGUUAACACUUGUAAGUGAUACGCGUUUACUUUUCAACCUAUCAAUCCCCUGCAUGUUUAACAUCAAUAUAACCCAUCUCAAUUUGCGAUAUUUUGAGGCUCUUAUUUGUAUGUAUAUACUGACUUGAGACCUAGGCAAUAACUUGAGUGGUGGAUUUCGAGAUUCCGUCUCUUCAGGAAAGGCUAAGGCAGGCUUCCGCUGCACUGUCUGGGUGUAAGAUCUCCAAUUCCUGAGAAAAAGGUGUACUUUGGCUUACGUUAUGGGUCUUACAGUGAUAAUGACUGCUUGGGUACCGGAUUCAGCUUCAAUGCGAACCCUGGUAGCAACCUAUUCCCAUCGUGGAUCAACGAUCAGUCUUCCAGCUGGAAAUGCGUUACCGCAUAAGCUCAAGGAAUACUGACCAGAUGUCGGCAUGUUCAUGGUAGUAAAUGAUAGCAGUUAUCACAUACCAAUCACGGUGGAAUCAUUAGUGCUGAUGGGAAUAUAUACACUCGCUUGUCUUGUUUUUGUAUUUUGAUUUGGGGCCUAUGGUGCUUGGAAUUUGGAAUUACGCUAGAUAAAUAAAUCCCCGUGGAAGAAAUUGAUCACUUCU
Hymenoscyphus albidus is the source of this 1056-nucleotide messenger RNA. The record is from the annotation of a GenBank genome assembly. NCBI's taxonomy places the organism in Eukaryota, Fungi, Ascomycota, Leotiomycetes, Helotiales, Helotiaceae.